Messenger RNA from Mercurialis annua (annual mercury), 2844 nucleotides. Its product is annotated as protein FAR1-RELATED SEQUENCE 5-like. Lineage: Eukaryota; Viridiplantae; Streptophyta; Magnoliopsida; Malpighiales; Euphorbiaceae. The transcript is spliced from 2 exons. Gene Ontology annotation, molecular function: zinc ion binding. The coding region runs from base 260 to 2650 and encodes 796 amino acids. The record is from RefSeq and is a predicted model, not a curated record. Gene Ontology annotation, biological process: regulation of DNA-templated transcription.
UGAACUCUCGAUUUAAUUGAGUUAUUUGUACUGUUUUACGAUUUAUGAGAAAGGCAGAAGGGAUAAAGUUGAGGGACUUAACUUUAGUUUUUGGCAAAAAGAAAGAAGAGAACCGAAGUUCAAUUUGUUUGUUCUUUUCAACAAUUGAAUUGCUUAUUUAGGGUUUGUUGCUCCGAAGGAAUUACGAAUUCAGUAUCAAGAGGAGCGAUGGUGAGUUUGUUUUUUCAUCUCAUACUUUAUAUUUCGUAAAUUUGAAUGUAUGGUUGUUGGGCAAUUUGAGUUUAUAAAUAAAAUGGAAAGCCAAGCUGUUGAGUUUGACAUAGGAUUAGGAGGUGGUGGAGAUGAUGAUGGGGCUGUUGACAUUGAUCAUCAUCAUCAUCAUCCUAUGGUUGACGACGACGACGACAUGCUUGAUACUGAUGUUAGUGCUGCUGACAUUUACCUUCCUGAAGGUGACCUGUUGGACCUUGAACCUUAUGAGGGUUUGGAAUUUGAGUCUGAAGAGGCUGCUAAAGCCUUCUACAAUUCCUAUGCCAGGCGUGUCGGUUUUAGCACCCGCGUCAGCUCUUCUCGUCGCUCUAGGCGCAAUGGAGCUAUUAUUCAGAGACAGUUUGUUUGUGCCAAAGAGGGUUUUAGGAAUUUGAAUGAGAAACGCACUAAAGAUAGAGAGAUCAAGCGCCCCCGUAUGAUUACUCGAGUUGGUUGCAAAGCUUCCUUAUCUGUCAAAAUGCAGGAUUCUGGCAAAUGGCUAGUCUCCGCAUUUGUUAGACAACACAAUCAUGAGCUUGUCCCUCCUGAUCAGGUCCACUGCCUCCGAUCUCAUAGGCAAAUAUCAGGUCCUGCCAAGACCUUGAUUGACACUCUGCAGGCUGCUGGUAUGGGCCCUCGUAGGAUUAUGUCCGCCUUGAUUAAGGAGUAUGGUGGAAUUAGCAAAGUUGGUUUUACGGAGGUUGAUUGUCGGAAUUACAUGAGAAACAAUCGCCAAAGGAGCUUAGAAGGAGACAUCCAGCUGCUUUUGGAUUAUUUGAGGCAGAUGCAUAAUGAGAACCCCAAUUUCUUCUAUGCUGUACAGGGUGAUGAGGAGCAGUAUACUGGCAAUGUUUUCUGGGCCGAUCCAAAAGCCAGGACCUACUAUACUUACUUCGGUGACACUGUUACAUUUGACACAACUUAUAGGUCCAACAGGUACCGGUUGCCCUUUGCGCCCUUCACAGGUGUAAAUCAUCAUGGACAACCUGUUUUGUUUGGUUGUGCUUUCCUUAUAAAUGAAACUGAGGCCUCGUUUGUCUGGCUUUUCAAUACAUGGCUUACUGCAAUGUCCGGCCGGCAUCCCGUGUCAAUCACUACUGAUCAUGAUGCUGUGAUAAGGUCUGCCAUCAUGCAGGUUUUCCCAGAUACCCGGCACCGCUUUUGCAAAUGGCAUAUCUUUAAAAAAUGCCAGGAAAAAUUGUCCCAUGUGUUUUUGAAACACCCAAGUUUUGAGGCUGACUUCCAUAAAUGUGUGAACUUGACGGAGACAUGUGAGGAAUUUGAAUCUUGCUGGCUGUCACUUGUUGAUAGAUUUGAGCUCCGGGAUCAUGAGUGGCUUCAAAUGAUAUACUCAGAUCGUAGGCAGUGGGUGCCUGUGUUCUUGCCGGAUGCUUUUUUUGCUGAGAUGUCCAUAACCCAGCGAAGUGAUAGCAUGAACUCAUACUUCGACGGUUAUAUCAAUGCUUCAACCAAUCUAAAUCAGUUCUUUAAGCUGUACGAGAAAGCCCUAGAAAGUAGGAAUGAGAAAGAAGUAAAAGCAGAUUAUGAUACAAUGAACACUGCACCAGUAUUGAAGACCCCAUCUCCAAUGGAGAAACAAGCAUCUGAGCUUUAUACAAGAAAGAUAUUUAUGAGAUUUCAGGAGGAGCUAGUGGGAACUCUGACAUUCAUGGCAACUAAAGCAGAAGAUGAUGGGGAAACUAUUACAUAUCAAGUAUCCAAGUUUGGGGAAGAUCAUAGAGCUUACUAUGUUAAAUUCAAUGUGUUAGAGAUGAAAGCAACAUGUAGUUGUCAGAUGUUUGAGUUCUCAGGCCUUCUCUGCAGACAUGUGCUGGCAGUUUUUAGAGUGACCAAUGUGCUUACUCUCCCAUCUCAUUAUAUUUUGAAACGAUGGACAAGGAAUGCCAAGAGUAGUGUUAUACUUGAGGAACGCGCUACAGAUUUAUAUUCCAGUUAUCUGGAAUCUCACACUGUCAGAUAUAAUACCCUACGCCAUGAAGCCUUGAAAUUUGUAGAUGAAGGUUCUAAAUCCUUAGAUAUUUACAAUGUGGCAGUAAAUGCCUUGCAAGAAGCUGCAAAAAGAGUUUCACUGGCAACAAAGAACAAUGGGGGAAUUUCCAUGGCUAAUGGUCGUAGUAAGGGGGACUUGUCAAGUAAUGGAAGCAGGGCGAACGUUUCCUGCGGGAGUGGAAAUCAUCUAGGGAGCUCCGCCCAACAACUGACUGAGGAUGAUAUGGACAAGAAGAUCGAACAACUCAACAGUGAGCUUGAUUAUGCAAGUCGGAAAUGUGAAGUUUAUCGGGCGAAUUUGCUUUCAGUCCUAAGAGACGUUGAGGAUCAUAAGCUACAGUUGUCUAUUAAAGUACAAAACAUAAAGAUUAGUUUGAAAGAUAGUAUAUAAUGGUGAAUUAAUUGCAUAGGCUUCCUUUUUGAAAUUAAUUUUACGGCUUACCAUCCUAUUGAGCGGAUCAGUUCAACUGGCAACUGGUGGUCUGUCUGAUCCAAAAAAUGGCAAAAAUCAGAAUUUUGUUCAGGCUGGGUGUGAUUGGGAUUUGGUUGGUAUAAAAGGAAUGAAUAAAUAGGUCCAUUUGGUUC